Messenger RNA from Penicillium lagena, 1998 nucleotides. RefSeq lists its product as uncharacterized. The record is from RefSeq and is a predicted model, not a curated record. NCBI's taxonomy places the organism in Eukaryota, Fungi, Ascomycota, Eurotiomycetes, Eurotiales, Aspergillaceae. The coding region runs from base 1 to 1998 and encodes 665 amino acids. The transcript has 3 exons.
AUGGCUGACGACGAGGCGCGUGCCAAGGCUGAGAAGCUGGCCGCGGCCAAGAAGAGGGUUGCAGCCCUCCAGAAACAGAAGAAGAAGGCCAAUAAGAAGACUGCUGGUGCAGAGGCACCUAAGGAUGCUGAACCGACGGAAGAUAUCAGCACAACAGCAGCAGAAACAGAAACAGAACCCCUCGCAGAAACGGAACAGAAGCCGCACGAUGAGCAGGCCGCAGACGCGACGAUCCCCGAGCACCCAGAAGAUGGAGAAGCUAUACAGGAUACUCCUGAGCCGUCCACCGUGGAACCCAUGCCCCCAGCUCCGACCUCUCCUGACCCCGAGGCUGAACCGCUAGCCGCACGACUUGAUACACCACGUGCAGGCCACGGCCGACAACCGUCGCUAUCAAUACAGUCAAAGAUGCGUUCAUCGUCAUUUCGCAAGUCCUCCGUCUCACAAGGGACCUCUUCUCCGUCCCCCUCUUCAACGCUCAAGUCUCCCUCUCAGACACUACCGCCUCUGACCGGCGACUCCGCACAUGAAGUGUUCCGCAAACAAUCUACUCGGAUCGAGGAGCUGGAGAAGGAUAAUAAGCGUCUAGAAAAAGAUUUUUCGGAUGCUCUGUCGCGUUGGCGGAAGACGGAGGAUCAGCUUGAGGACUUGAGGGAGGCUAGUGUUGAUGAUGCGGAGCUACGGGAGAAAUUGAAGAAAGCCGAAGAUAAGGCUGCAGAGAUUGAGUCUUUGAAAGCUGAGAUUGCUUCACUGCAGCGGCAGAACUCUCAGCUUCAGACGCGGUCACACCGGAACAAUGCCAGCGUUGCUGUGCCCGGGACAUCAGAGUCGCCGCCAGCAGAUCUGGUCCGUCAGCUGGAAUCCAAGUCAGCUACCAUUGAAGCUAUGGAACUGGAGAUUUCGAACCUGCGGGCACAACUCACGUCGCAGUCGUCCUCCAACAGUGUACACGAGACUCAACUGGCCGCGCUGGAGGACAAAGCUUCCCAGGGACAAGCGGCGCUCGAACGCUCCCAGCGUGAGCUAGCCGACACCAAGGCAGCGCUCACUCGCGCAUCCGAAAAAGCCGUCAAGGAAGGCGUCGACAAGACCUCUACCGAAACGCUGAUCAAGACGUUGCAGCGCGAAAUCGAGGAACUCAAGAACGAAAAAGACGAGGCAGACAAGAAAAUCGACACCCUCGAUAAAAAGCUGCAAGCGCUCGGCAACCUGCACAAGGAAUCUGAGACUCGACACCAAGCGCGGCUCCGCGAGAGCGAAAAAUCAGACAAAGAAACCGCCAUCAUGCGCAAGAAACUCGCCAGCAUCGAGAACGAGAACCUCCGCCUGCGCGAAGAGCGAGAUCGGAUCCGAAAACGUGAUGCCACCGGCGCAGAUGAUGAGGCCCUCGACGAGCUCGAAGACGAGGAACGCCAGCGCCUUGAACGCCGCAUCCGCGAGCUGGAAGGCGAGGUCUUUGACCUCCGCCGCGGCGUCUGGCAAGAGAAGCGGCAUGAGUUAGCCACUCACGCAGACUACGCAGAUGAGGGACCUGACUCCGCCGGCCCCGUCGAUGCAGGCGCCAACGCCUUCGACGACGUCGAUCUCGUCGGCGGUCGCCCGGACCAUGCUCGCCGCCGAAGCAUGGCUAUGCAGCAACAGCAAUGGAACCAGCAACAACACUCCUCUUUCUCCACUGUGCUCUCUAGCGGCUUCGCUGCCUUCACGGGGGGAUCUAAUAAUAGCAACCGUGCCCGUGCAUCUUCGUCCAACCCGCCUUAUCCGCAGGGUAUGCGCGGGAGCCUUGAGCUCCUCUCCGAGGAGAAUUUCGAGGAUGAAUUCGACGAAGCGGCUUUUGCGCGCGCGCAGGCUGAGGAGGAGGCCCGUAAACGGGUUGAGUGGAUGCGCGAGCUGAAGAAGAAGCUACGCGAUUGGAAUGGCUGGCGCUUGGAUCUGGUUGAUAGCCGCGCUGGCGCGGAGGGUGCUGGCGUGGGGAUGGGCGAGAUCUUCCAAGUUUGA